AUUAUUGUGUUGAUUCAGGCCCAUUACUUCCCAGUAGUAUAUGACAUCUUUCUUUGCCCCCAACACCCACACCCCUGCUUCCUGUUCGUCGUCGUCUCUGUCCCCCUGCCAAUCCCCCCGUGAUGUCGUCCAAAUAAUCGUCGUGGGCGCAGGCCUCAUUGGCCCUAGACACUGCCAACACGUCUACAACCGCCCAGAUUGCAAGCUCGCCGCGUUGAUCGAUCACUCGGCCAACGGGCCCCAAUGCGCCGCCCAGCUCGACACCGCGUUGUUCCGAUCGGUGGACCAAUACUUGGAAUAUCUCGAAUCUCAUGGUUUGCCGUACCCAGAUGGGGCCAUCAUCGCCACUCCGAAUCACACCCACGUCGACUUGGGCAUGAAGUUAGCGGCCCACGGAAUCCAUUUGUUGAUCGAAAAACCGCUCCACUCCGACCCAGUGGAGUGUAAAAAAUUGAUUGAGUAUUGUUACGCCCAGAAUGUCAAGCUCUUAAUAGGCCAUCACCGAAGGUUUAAUCCCUACAUCUUGAAAACAAAGAAAAACUUGGACAAGAUCGGACGGCCCAUCGCCAUCCAAGGGACGUGGUGCCUCAAGAAGAAUCACGACUACUACCUUGAGAAAAAAUGGCGUGUGGACCGGUCGGCUGGUGGAGGUACUUUAUUGAUCAAUUUGGUCCAUGAUUUGGACUUGUUGUUGUAUUUGAUGGGCCCGGUGUCGAAGAUAUAUGCCGAACUCUUGGUACCGCAGCGGGAAUUCGAGGUGGAUGAAGGGGCCAUUUUGACGUUGUCUUUCAAGAAUGGCUGCAAAGGCACGUUUAUCUGCUCUGAUAACAUCAUUUCUCCCUUCAACUUCGAGACCGGCACGGGCGAAAACCCCAAUGUGCCACAUAUGGCGGACUUGAGCGGGUUCUAUCGGAUCUUUGGCUCUAGAGGCACUUUAUCGGUGCCGGACUUGAACCUCUACCACCAGAAUUCUGAAAUCGGCCUUAGAACCCCAACACCUUCACCACCUAAUUCAGGUGAAUUCAUGAAACCUCCUCCCAAGCCAUUUGAUUUGCAGUUGAAUCACUUUAUCAACUUAAUCACGGGGGCCGAGGUUCGUAGUAGCUGCAGCGGUGAAGAUGCCCUCAACGCGUUAUUGUGCAUCGAGACUGUCUUGAAAAGCAUUGACUCGGGUAAGCCUGAAUACGUGCCCGAUCUCGAGUCGUUCAUUUAAACUAAACCCCUAAAAACAUCUGUAUAUUAUUGUGUCAUGUUCAAUGUAUGAAAUUACUUACUGUAUUUCUCUCUCAAGUGCUGCCACAAUGAAACCAUUCCAAACAUUCUUCUAAACACAAAAGUCACCCAGAAACGGGGGAAAAACAGUACCACGUGCAAGAUACUGGCCUUGCUACCCCUGUAGUAGUUGAUAACACCAAUACGGGACCCUUCAAAGUCUGAAACCACCUUUUGAGCAUACAAUUCAGCAGACAUCGGAGCAUUUCGUUUGGCCAUCUCCCUACGCUUUGAAAUAAGCUCCUCAAUUCCUUCGGCCGAAUACCACGAGUCUUCCGGUAAGGGCCUCUUAUCGGCAAUAUCGGUGUCAACUCCCCCGGUGAUGAUAUUGAUGACUUUGACGUCAAAAGGCUCCAACUCAAACGCUAAUGUCGAGGCAAACUCGUGAAUGGCAGCCUUGGUGCUCGAGUAUAUGGAAGAAAAUGGGAAGGGAAGGAACCCCGACACACUUCCGGUGAAUCCAACGGUUCCCCGAGUUUUAAUUAAAAACGGAACCAAUUCUCUUGUCACUCUCACCUGGCCAAACACAUUGACCGCAAAACAUUUUUCCAUAUUUUCGUCUGACACGUCAAUGGCUGGGAACGUACAGGACUGGCCGGCGUUGUUGAAUAAGUACUGGAUCUCCCCGUCGUACUCUUGUUUAAUUAACUCCUUUAACAGUUGUACCGAUUCGGGUGAGGUGACAUCCAAUGAAACGGUAAUUACCCCAAGUUUUCUCAAUUCUUCCAUAGCAUCCACUCUUCUAGCCCCCGCGAUGACAGUAUAGCCACGGGAGGCAAAUUCUUUGGCGGUGGCAAGGCCAAUUCCGGAGGAAGCUCCAGUUACAACGACGGUUUGGUGUUUGGUGGACAUUGAAUAAAGUUUGAAAGCAGAGUUGCUGGUGAUAAUGCGAGUGGUGGAAGUGGAGUGUAGUCACGUGAUUCGCACCUCCCAGGGUGUUGAUGGGUGGAG
Messenger RNA from Yamadazyma tenuis ATCC 10573, 2223 nucleotides. Lineage: Eukaryota; Fungi; Ascomycota; Pichiomycetes; Serinales; Debaryomycetaceae. The record is from RefSeq and is a predicted model, not a curated record.